AUGCGAAUAUCAUUUGUCGUCCUGCUCAUCUACUUGUUCGAACUACAAACCGUCGUUUUUGCUGAAGGUUCGUGAGACUUUUAUUGGAUUUUUCACGCCCUGCUAAUGUUUGUUUAUUGGGGUGGUCAGUUGACCAAAACAGGAAAGCUAGAGAAGAGCUGUUAGAAAAAUAGGGAAGAGGAGGUGGAAUAUUUAAAAUUAGAUGGUUGAUAUUUUUGAGAACAUAAUUUUGUAUGGUCUGCGAAGCUCACACAAGGAUUGAAAAUUGGAGGGAAGAAUAUGCUGGGUUUUUUUCACAAUAAUUUUAUUUGAAGUGACAGUUUCCUAACACUUUUUUAUGUGAACGGUUUUUCAGAAUUUGGAAAUAAUAAUGUCAGUGGGAGGUGUUUUGUCUGUUGGUUCAUGAGGUAUAUCGAAGGUGUUUUCCUCGUCUAUAUACUGGAUUUUUCAGCUUUGUUUUUUUGAAAAAUCUUGCUUAAUUGCGCGAAAUUUUCGCAUGAACUGAUGUCACCUUUGAAAAGGCUCUUUGAUUCGCAACUAUUCUUUAUCAGGCUCUUUUUUUUGAAGACGUGAGCAAGCAAUUUUGCAAGAAAACUGUGAUUUCUUGCAUCGUUUCAAUUUGUCCUGUCCCAUGGCAACAGCCCUCUCGGACUGAGAUUAGACAGGAAGAGGACACUAACCCAUUUGGUUCGGAAGCGAUUCAAAGAAAAUUGGUCAUUGAGGGUCCGCGGCGGAUGAAGCUGGCAAUUGGGGUUCCGUGGGCUCUUCAUCGAGCCAAAUCGUGGACCUCAACGCCUCGCUCGACGCCUGAUUCGAUUACCGCGACAUGCCAUCUGGCAUCGGUGUCAUCGCCUUUUUCUCGUUGCCUUCCCUUUCGAGUAAUUCCAUUCUUGCACAUCUCGCGUGGCGGGACGUCCUCCACAGACAAAGGGCAAUAGUAGUCGUUUCGAGUUGAGAAAAUGAAGAGGAGAGGACCUCAGUGAGAGCUUCGCCGUCUGCAACGAAUUACGAUUUACUUCACGUUGCUCCGUGCAUUUGGUUGACAAAUUGGUUCGCCGUGCUCGGCGACAUGCAAAUCAUCGGAAAGUGACCUGUAGUUCUUGCAGGGCGUUCGGAAGGGAAUAGGAAACAUCUGGAGAGUAUGGGAGGUCUUUGGGUGGCUUGCAAAAUGUGUUCAGUGCUCAAGAACGCUCGCAUUAAUUUUUUUAAAAGCAAAAAAUUUUAUACAUUAAGAAAAAAACCGUCAAAAAUUUCAUAAGUAGCAUUGUUAAUGAUAAAGCAGUGAAUUAAAUCCGUUGUUUUUAAUUUUUUUGAUAGGCAUCCUUUUUCCGAAUAGACGUCGUUGAAGAGUCAGAGGAAAAACGAAAAUAUACAAAAAUCUUUGUGCAACAGAUUUUGAUGCGGAUUUUCGCUUCUUGGUGCUAGCAAAAGCGUUGGAAAAAAUAUUAAAACGGCUUGAUUAUGUUUUUAAUGGGGUGAUACUCACUUUUUGAGUUUUUUUAUACUGGAGCAUUUUUAAAUGCUUUCAAAUUUUAAAAAAUAACUCUUCUCAAAAGAAGAUCCUUUGAAAUUGUACCUUAUUCUUGGAUAAUCUCCAGUAAACCUUUGAACUUUUUUCAAAGAUGAACUGCGAAAGUUUAUUUUGGUGUUCGCUCGGCGCUAGUGCAAAAAGAUGAACAGUUGUUUGCACUUUCCGUUGCUAGCUAUACGUUGUGUGACAAAUUGGCUUCCAGAGAGCAAGAUUAAAAAGAGAAAGUUGGAAAACGAUUUAUUCCAUACGCUUGAGUGAUCCGACGUUGGUAUGAAAUUUGCAUAUAGAAACUGAUGGGAACGGCGGUAAAAUAUGUUGAGCGUUGUGUUGAAAGGCAUUCAUGGACGGCUCCCAGGGGACACCAUCGGGCUCUUCUUAUUAAUGAGCUGUCGACGUCGGGCCCGAAAAAUGGAACAUGCUUUAGGAAAAGCCAUUUUUCUUUUUUCGCCCGAGCUGUCUUCUGCUUCUUCCGAACGCAUUUUGCACUGACCACUGAGUAUUGGGAAAUUCCAUUUUGGUUUCGCUUUGUGUUAGCUGGGAGAAAGGGACUUGGCAUGAAUAAUACUUCUGCGAAUUGGAGCGUAGCUAGGAAGGUUGUGAAUACAGUCUAAAUACUAAUUUUAGUUGCAUCUCGAUGUUUUCUCGUGAUAACGAAAUCGCGAUUAUCCAAGUUUGAAGGUUUUUAUUAUCGUUACAGUAGAUUUUUAAAUACACUUCGGCUGCCAAACUAGCGGUAUACAAGGGAUACGUUUGAAAGGACAUUUUGAGACUUUCUCGAUUUCCGAAGACUUGGUUAAAAAAUUUUCGCGAUUUCAGAAUGUUUGCAAAUAAGUUUUUUCGCAGUAGGGCAUAGCUGUUUUCUCAAACAUUUCGAAACUUCAAUUUUUGUGACUUCUGGGUUUUCACACGUCUCUUCCUUAUAGAGAAUUAUUCUCCUAUAGUGAGAAGUGUUCUCAAUAAUUUUUAUUUUUAAAACCGCCGAUUUUGUUUCCAGGUGUCCUCAGUUGGAGACACACUUGACGAAGUGCAUUUCGCGUGCGCACACCUUGAAAUCUAAAUGAGAGCCCAGGGAAAAAUGAUGAAUGGAGUGCGGGUUGCAUGUCGUACAUGCUCUUGUGUUUGCCCUGCUAAUUGCAUACCAAUCUGCCUCCAGCGGCCAGCUGCUGGAAUCCGAAUGGAACAUGCGCCCUCCAUGUUUUAUUCCGUUGCCGCAUUUCCGGUCGGGAAUGAAAUUGGAGGAUGCUAAAGGGAAACUACUUGAUUGGCGCUCUCGUCAGAGAGAAGAGAUAUGUAUCUGUGCCUAUUGAGAAACUUCAUGAAACGUGGAAGUGUUUGAUUGGAAUGAAUGGAAUUUGGAGGAAACUUGAUCUAGAAGUUUUUCAAGACGUUGAAGCUUCUCAGCUUGCGAAUCCGUCGUAAUUAGCUGAUUUAUUGCGGCUGAGUGGGAUCAAAGGCGGCCGCGAUGGUCAUGCGCGCUCCCAUAUGUGUUGACCGCGAGCAAACAGGCGUUCCCCCGUUUUAUCGAAUUUUCCUUGGCAAGGGGUCUUGGAAAAGCCAGAAAGGCUAUUUUUCAAAAAUAAAAGAGAUUUGGUAACUAAAAAUCUUGAAAGAGACGAAAUAGUCUGAAUUUCACGAUAUUCAUUGAAAAUUCUUUGAAUUUGACUUGGAAGACUCUAAAAAUUUUUUCUUCAAAACCAAAUGAAGCGAGCUUGGCGAACACAACAAAUCAAAUUUUUAUAAGAUCUCAUUGCUUUCCGCGUUCGAAAAUGGGGCUUCUGCAGAUAAUUGAGGCUUCCAAAAUAUGAGGUCGAUCCUCCAAAUGAAAGGGUUCCGGCCUUAUUUUGCUCACGGUACGAAUUAUAAAAAACAGCCACCUGCGGAUUUUUAAAAAACCAUGGAUAGAUAUGGCUCAUAAAGUAUUUCCAAACUCUCAAACAGCAAAUCUAGUACUUUGUGGUGAACAAUAUCGAUGUGUAAAAAUUUGAUUUUACUGAAAUAUGGUCGGACAAACUUUGAAAAUAAAAAUUUGAGGGAAAUUUCAUGUUGAGAGGAUCUAACUCUUGAAAAAAAGUUUUAAACCGACUUGGAACUAUGAGAUAUUGAAGGAAACUUUUUCCAGAAACUGAAACUUUGGUCCCGGUUAUAAUCGAGCACCCAAUCGAUGUCGUUGUUUCAAGAGGAUCGCCAGCUACUCUCAACUGUGCGGCGAAACCGCCAGGCGCAAAAAUCACAUGGUUUGCACUGAUUAAUAAAACGAAGGUUGUGAUGGAUUUGUCGCAGGUUCAAAGACGGCCAGCCGGUGACAACGAACAAACAACAAGUGAACAGUCAUCGCAUCGUGCUCGACACCGGCGCUUUGUUCUUGCUCAAAGUGAACAGCGGUCUGUUCCUUUUUCAUCUUGUUUUGAGGGACUGUGACAAUUGAACUUGAAUAUGAAAAAGAACAUGUUUUGGAUUCAGAAUAUUGGGAGAAACAGAAAAAAUAAAAAAUGCAGGACUUCUCGGUAUUUUAAAAAAGGAUCACAAAAAGCUUGAAAAAGAUCUGAGCGACUCCAUACGAAAAUAAAAAAGCCGCAAGUGCGCUUUUUGCGGAGAAAAUGUUGCUUUUCAAUAAACUGUCUAUUGAAGAAGUUUGUGUACUUGGGAAUUUAUUGAAUUGGAGUGUGAGGAGUUUUUUGGCAAUUUUUAUCGUUCUAAUCUAUGUAAAUGCUCCAAAUGUCGAAAAAAAGUUUUUUUACUCAUAUUUUUUUCUAGAUCUAAGAAGAUUCAAAUAUUGUCGUCAUUAAAAUUCUGUUUCAAAAGUUUUUAAAGUUGCUUUCUGAGCUGCUUCAUUUGCAUAUGAGUUGGUAAGGUAAGAUUUUUCUCAGCUUCAAAAAAUUUUGAAGUUUUGAUUAUCCAGUUUCUCCUUCAAAAAUCAUAGGAAUUCAAUGAAUCCUUUCCCAGGAAUCAAUAAACUCAACGAUUUUCUUCAUUAUCCAUAAAAAAUAUCUCAUGAAUUCUCAUUUCCAGGCAAGAACGGCAAAGAUGGCGACGCUGGCGCGUACUACUGCGUGGCGACCAACGAGCACGGCGAGGCAAAAUCCAACGAAGGAUCUCUGAAACUGGCCAUGUUGCGCGACGACUUCCGAACACGGCCUCGAACCGUUCAGGUGUGUCCUUCGCUCCCUUUUUUUGCGCUCCAUUGAACGCUUCCUCCAAACAAUAGCCUUUUGCGUUCGCUCCGUGCAGGUGCUAUACAUCUUUUUCGGGAAAGCAGUAGGAGGGAAGGUGUUUUUUGGGAAGCGAAAGAAGUGGAUGUCUAGCAAAAAUGAGAUUUUUUCUUCCUGAACAAUUUUGAGCUGAUUAGCAAACUUUUCUCUAUCUUUGACUCAUCUCUAGGGACGAUGGAACUUAUUUUCCGGUUCUUAUCACAACGAAAGAUUUUCAAAAAGAAGACGUGAAUAUCGUUUAUUUUUUUCUUAAAAGAGCUCCGAAAAAAAGUUAGCUUCUGAAAAAAAUAGACAAAAAAAUAAUUUGAAAAAAAUCAGUAAAUAUUAAAAGAUUCAGCGUUUUUUUCUGACAAUUUGGAAUACAAAAAGUUUCCUUUCCAGGCUCUAGCCGGAGAAAAAGCCGUUUUGGAGUGCAGUCCACCACGCGGAUUCCCCGAACCUGUGGUCAGCUGGCGGAAAGACGACAAAGAAAUUAGAAUAUCUGAUUUGCCACGUUAUACUCUUCAUCCUGACGGGAACCUCAUUAUUGAACCGGUAACCACGAUUUUCUCAAAAAAAAAAAACCCUUUUUCGAUUUUCAGGUAAGCCAUGAAGACUCGGGUACGUUCCAAUGUGUUGCCUCGAAUAUGGUAGGAGAAAAAGUCUCAAGUCCUGCGAGGUUAAGCGUCUACGAGAAGCCGAAGUUCCUUGUAAGUUUUUUUUGUUUGAGCUGAUCUUUGAAGAUAAAGCUUUGAAAUUCGAUAUACUUGAAACAAAACCUGAACGUCAAAAAAUAACUCAGUGCAAACAAAAACUAGGUCGACGAGCAAAUGUCGAAAUUCGAACCAAAGGUGAUAUCUGAUAGUCGAACAAGAGAAAGAAUGUUUCAUGCAGGGUUUUUAAACUUUGAAAGCAAAAAGUGGUGUGGAAGGAAAAAGUUGGAAAAAAGUUGUUACUUCACUCGAUCGAAAAAAUUGAAAUUGGGAAUGAUGAAUCAUAAGCAGCUUUUGGAACUCAUGAAAUACCAACUCAAAAAUGAAGUUUGAGAAUCAAGAGCCUUAGCCUUGGAGUUUUGGUCUAUAUAAGCCAAAAAUUUCUGUAGGGAUCCCCUCUGCGAGAACUAUUUGGUAAGAACAAUCUCAAGCUUCUGUGUAUUGAUUUUUUUGCUUUUCCUCCUUGUUUUUUAAUUAAAAAUGAGAAAAUGGGCUGAAACAUGCCCAAGUUGUGGUUUUCAAAUUUAAAAUACUUUAGCUUACUUUUCCGUUUCUGAAAAUGCUUGUGUAGAAGGACGUUUUACAUUUUCAAUCUGAAUUUUUAAAGCCUAUUUUUGAACCAAUCUUGUCACUAGAUUAUCUCAUUGUAGUGCCAAUAAUACAUUCGAACAUUUCCAGCAAGAGCCAAAAGACAUGACUGUGGACGUCGGCGCUUCGGUGCUGUUCGACUGCCGCGUCGCCGGCGAGCCGAUGCCCCAAAUAACAUGGAAACGCAAGAACGAUCAGAUGCCGAUUGCGCGCGCCUACAUCGCCAAGGAUAAUCGGGGAUUACGGAUCGACAGGUCCGUUUUCUUCUCAAAUUACAAAAUUUUCUUGCGAUCGGCGAGUAUAUCCAAACAUAAUGAUUGGAGGGAUGAGUGUCAAAUUCUCGAUGGAUUGGUCCGAGACGAAGAUUGGGAGACGUGGAAAAAAAAGGGAUCUUCGUUUUUGUGUAUAUGAUAUAUCUUACUCUUCUACUGAUAAAGUCCGAAAUUUUUUCUUAUCUGAGAAUGAUAAAAAUCAGCUUUGAACAGGUGGAUAAAGAAAGACUUUCCCAAUGUUUUCCUAACUUGGUCCGCUUUCAAGAGGUCGCUGAGACCGGAAAAAUCUUUAAAAAAGGGAAAAUUGUUUUUCGUUUAUUUGAAACGAUGUUCAAAGGUUUUUGGUCAUUUCCUUACAAAUACAGUGCUACCUUUUAGAUCAAUAGAGUUUCUUUUUACUUUUUUGUUAACUUUCUUUGAAUUUUCCAGAAAGUAACCAGUUCUAAAUUUUUCCGUACGCUUUCUUGAUAAUCAAGAUCUAUUCUCAAUCUGUCCAUUUUCAGUACUUUACCAACGAAAUUCAGAAUAAAAAACCAUGCUAUCUCCUGAAAAAUUCCUGUACACAGCUGCUCGGGCUUUUUAUCUAAAAAGAAGCCGACCUCACUUUAUCUCUAACAAUAAGACGUUGUAAAUAACGCUACCAACCCCGGCUUGUUACCGUAUUCUGUAGAGACAGCAGAUGUUAUCUCAAACGGUUUGCGCGCAGAUUAUACACCCGACUCCGUUUUGUCAUACUCCUUUUGAUUGAAUACCGCUUUUGGGAUGUCGAAGAAAACACUAGAUUUCCUCGGAUCGUGCUGUUUCUUGCUGAGGUUGAGAAAAGAGGAGAGUAAUGAUUACUGUAGGAAAAAAGGGGUUUUGCGAAGUCCGAGAAUAGGAGUAGAGAUUGAAAAAAAAAACUUGGAAGUACAAAGAGCAAGAAGUUUUAUAACCUGAGGCGUUAAAUCAGUUCAGAAAGGGAAACAGUAAAGUCAUAAUGUUAAUUUUCUUGAUUACACUUUUGAAAUUCUCUCCAAUGUUUAAACAAUACAGAACCACACAGUCAUCGAAAAUUACAACAAACUUUGAUAAAAUGUGAAUAAUAUCCAACUUACCAAUAUGAUUCCAGGGUGCAAGCAACAGACGAAGGCGAAUACGUGUGCUACGCCAGAAAUCCUGCAGGACAAAUCGAAGCUUCCGCUCACUUGCGUGUCCAGGUAAGAACAUUAUUCUCUUCCAAAACCCACGAUUUUGUGAAUACUAUGUAGCGACGGAAAAUUAUGAUUGUACUUUGCAGGCUCCUCCGACGUUCCAAACGAAACCCGUCGACCAAUCUGUGCCUGCUGGUGGUUCGGCUCAUUUUGAGUGUGUACUUGUCGGACAGCCCAUUCCAGCUUAUUUUUGGAGUAAAGAAGGCCAUCAAGUGAGUUUUUUGGGGGAGGGGUUUUUGUUCAUAGAUUACCACAAAAUGAUAGGAUUAUUAAGCUGUAAAGUAAAAACUGUUGAAUUUUUGCGCUUUCGCAAUAGAGUUAAAAUCCGAUUUUUGAAAACUAUCUAUAAUUCAAAGAAACUCUGACACUACCUUCUACAAAGUAUGUCAUUUCCUGAGCCGAUUUGAACUUUUUUCUAGCAUUUUAGUAGUUCUUUUCUCAGAUCAGACUUGAAAAAAAUGAGUUUUUUUCAGGAUCUACUAUUCCCGAGCUACGUGUCGGCGGAUGGUCGGAUGAAAGUUUCGGCCAGUGGAACCCUGACGAUUGAAGACGUCAGACCCGUGGACGAAGGCGCGUACGUCUGCGCUGGCAUGAACGCUGCGGGCAGUUCUUUGAGCAAAGCGCUGCUGAAGGUCACUACAAAAGGUACGUCCCUCUUUCAAGUGACCAAUUGAAUUAGUCACAAUGCUGACAAAUGGCAAAAAAAACAAUGGGUGAAGAAGAAAACAGCUCCAAAGCUCGGUUUCCUUGGUUGCGUUUUUGAAUAAAUUAGGAGUGAGCUCAGGAAUCAGGGAUGCCGCGAAAAAUUUUAGGUUGGAGGGAAAAAUUUGUCAUAGAUGACUUUUGGUUUGAUUCACUUAUCGAAGAUUUCUGGACCUCAGAAAAAAGAUUGCCGAGAAGUAAAACGAGGUUUUAAGAAUAUGGAAAAAAUUUCUCCACAAGCUUAAUUUUUUUCAAAUCUGUAGCGUAUCAAAUGCAGUUUUCUGAUUUAAUUCAUAUAUUUUCAUGAAAUUCCUCAUUGACGCCGAAGUCGAUUCACUCUUACAGAAACUUCGAAUCUUAACUUUUUGGCCAUUUUAUCUAAUAUUCUUAUCGGAUAUCUGGGAAAAUUUAAAAACUUUUUUUAUUUUUGUAAAGACCCGAAAAAAAGUCAGGUUCUCUUGAAUGACGCUCAAAACCCGAUUUUUCCGAGCAUAUUGAAAAUUCUCAGAAUUUUGUAAAUCAUAAAAAAAGAGUUUCGGCAAGGUGAAAACUAAUUUUUCGAAAUUUAAAAUAACCUCUUCAAAGUCUGAGACGACGUUUUUUUUAAUUAUCGAUGAAGAAAGUUAAAAUGAGACAUAGUGAAAAAAAAUCCCCUCAAAAACUAGCUUUAGAAUAAAAUAGGAUAUGACAUUCCUGGUCAGAGCGACGGGAAGCGACGAAUAUUUAUAAACAUGACUCGUAACACCUAUCGAUCCGAUAGUUGAUAUAGCGAGGCGUUUGUGAACAUAAACAAAUCGAACAGACGUUUUGACCGACGUCCAUUCAUACGCGGCGAGCCACACGCUCUAUUGUGGCCCCGCAAUCGUAACCGUGCUCAAAAACUGUCGAAAAUGCGCCAAAACCAACGUAUUUUCCGGGUCGUUACAUUUUAUGGGCCGAUUGCCAUUUUUACAACAAAAAUUCGGCCUCGAAGGAUCUUUCGUUUGGAGAAAAAGUUCAGCUGUGCGUCUUCCCAUCUGCCAUUCGUAUCUCCGAAUUCACUAAAUUGGCUUCGUCAAGCAGAUUUCCUUUUCUAUAUGAUCCCAAUUUGAAGUGCAAUGAUGGUUCACGUUGAUUUUUCUCGAUAAUGAAGAAAAAUGGUUUGCAAACUUGUAAUCGUUUAUAUUUCUUAUUUUUUGGCUUCUCAAUGGUAUCGAAAUUUUAUUCUUAUUCCCCAUCUUGAAUAAAUCUGAUAGAACCUUCGAAAUUUUGAAAAAAAAUAAUGAAUUUAAACAAGAAUGAUGUUUUUUCUUUUGAAUAUCUCCAUCAAAAAAAGUGUUUAUUUUUGCUUCUCGUGAUGACUCAGAGUUAGGCAGACAUCACGAGAUAAGGAUUUGAUGCCAAUUUUAGAUUUUUCUUUUUUAAAAGUACUAUCUAGACUACUCUUUUCCUGCCUCUCUGCACUUUCUUGGUUUUCAAGAUUUUUGCUUUCUCUUCAAAAUUUUUUUUCCUUUGCAAAUCUUCCAAGGGAGGAAAUAAACGCAGACAAGCAAGACAUCUCAUUUUUGUAGACUAGGUCAGCCUAUCUAAUCGGUACCACUCCGAAAAAAGCUUCUAGGCCCAGCUCGACUCUAUCGAGAAUUUCUCAAUUUCUCACGCAAGGUGUCCAAAAUUAUUUAGCCACCCUCGGAGCUUGAUUUAUUAGGCUACAAUCUAUCAACCAACAGUUUGUCGCUUUUCGACCGUAUUAUCCCAAGACAGAGAAGCAGAUGGAUGCCAUUUGUCAGUGGUUGCGCCUCAUUGUCUUCGAGAUUCUUCGCCUCCGAGCACUUAUCCCGUGCCUCCUUUUAUGCACUGCGCACAAUUCUGUAUUGAUAGGCACGUCCGUGUUUCUCCCAGUUUCUAUUUUUGAGCUUUAGUUUGGAAGAUUUCUUAAAGAGUCUUGUUUUUCAAUUUUGAUGGCUUUUCUGAAAGAAAAACAAAAAUAGACAGAUGGGUGAGUCAUUCCUUUAUUUUUUCGACUUCUCAAAAUUUUCCUUCCAUCUCUCAGUUACAGCUUUCUGUUGUUUUUGAUAGAAAACAUCAGAAAUCUUCUACUUUUUGUAUGGUGAAAAAAAAAUCUUCUGAGUAGAAGUUAUGUCUAAAACCUGAUUAUUACCGAAAAUUGAAAUUUUCUUGUCUAACACUCAAAUUAUUUGGAAACUCCUUUAAAUUCCAGCUAACUCAUUGAAAUGAAAAAGUGUUUUCCGAGUGUUUAUUUUUCGUUCACUAUUUUCGUAACUUUUUUUGUUUUUUUUAAUCCAAACUUUCUUUCUGAAAAAACGUUUUCAUUGUUUUUUACCAGGAAUCUUGGUCGCCUCAAUAUUUUUAAAAAACUCGGAUUCUCAUUAUUAAGCUUUCCACUGUAGAUUUUCAGGUCCGUUUGAUUUAUUUUUUAAAAAAGAAGCACUGAAGUUUUUUUUUCUGUACCUUUUUUUUUCUUUAACCAGAGCCAUAGAAAAUAACUAUCUAUACCUUAAGUUACAUUACUGCCAGAAAUUGUUUUCGUCGUCUUUUCGACUGGAAAUAACGUUCGCAUCUAGGAAAACAACAAUUACCGUACGGCUUACUGAGCGAAUAUUGUGCCUACAAAUGGAAGGUGUCGAUUGUCACACUCUGGUGACAGUCGCGGCGAGUUUUGCCACCGGAUCUACUUUGGAUAUUUGCGCCAAGUAAUUACUCUUUUCGGCAUGAGCCGACUGACCUUGCAGCCGUCGGCAUUUCACUCGGAGCUCUCGGCCAGACCAUUUGUUAUUCUUUUGCAACGCCUUUUUCUCCCGAUGGGCUUUCUUCCGUUUUACGACGUCGCAUAGUUUAUUACUGCUCGCCGAGCUUUCACCCAAAAGUCCAGAUUAAGCAACUUUGAACAGAGUUCUUUUUUUUGUGACGGGUCGAUCAUAGGUUAAAGUAAUAUAAAAAUUGACGCGGGUUCGAGGGAACGCUUGCAUGCAAAUGAUGCAUUCCCUUCAAUAUAGAUUGGGUGGGUCGCAAAAAACUUUCGAAAAACUGACAGCUCGGCUAAAUGGGCAACAAGUUUUUCGGAGGUUUGGCCAGGGCGCGCAGCUGUGCCAUUUGAAACAUUCCAAUUCUGGUUAGCAUCUGCAAGUUUUUGGCGUAUUGUUAUCCUAUUCCAAUGACUUUUCGUCGUUUACAAACCACUGCGGCUGACAUUUGCUGACUCAUUCCGCGUUCACUCGCGAAUAAAGGUCUUCCUGUCUGUAGAAAAAUUUUUUUUCAAAAAUUGCUCGCAACGUUAUCUUCUUUUUUCUUCACCUAUAAAAUAUUCAUACGCGGAAAUUUUCGUCCAGUAAGCGGAUAGUUGUUUUCGGCUGUUGUCUGCUGUGCUAAUUAAGCCAUCGGGUGCGAAUUUUGCUUAGCCGACUACAUUUUUCGGCUUUCCCCAAUGCUUUUUUCACACGCUUUUAUCAUGCUCUCGCAUCUGAAUGCGUGAAGUGUCGCCAUUUCUUCACAAUGCUCCUCUCUCAUUUCUCAACGUAGCUUAAAGGAAUUCGUAUAAUUCAGGUUCGCGGCUAUUUUAACCUUUUUUGAAAAAAAAUCUUUACAUUUUAUUCCAUAGUAGUGGCAACAAAGUUACAUCAAUCUCAUAAAACGGACAAAAAGUGAAGAACGGCCGUCCUGAAACCGCAAACUUGUCUUCCGUGGCGCUUGCGGCUUCGGCGCUUUCAUCCUGCGCCGCAUCGUAGCCGCGAGAUGUAAUGUCCCUCCGCACACUUGUUUCCUCAGGACAUGUGUCCAUUUGCUCAGCGAAUAUCGUUAUUCCGGCCUUUUACUUCCCGUCCCAAACAACUUUAUCCACAACGCCAUUUUUUGCCUUCCGUUCGGUUAGCUUCAUUUUACUUCUGCUCAAAAUUCCCUCUUUAUUCCUAGACUUUCGAAUCUAUCGCUAUCCUAAUUUUGGGAAUAGUCUCAUUAUACAAACAGAAAGAAUAAAAAGGAUCUCGAAUUUUUGAGAAAUUGAAGAACAUUUUGCGAAUUGUUUUUUCUUCUUUUCGCCUGACCUUUGCAAUGUCAGCAGAAAAUCUAAUUUUUCGUCAGAAAAAUUUAAUUUUCGAGUUUAUUUUAUUCAAUUAUUCUCCAUGUUUUAGCUGGAAGCUGUGCUGAAACUUUGGACUUGAUAGGUCAAAACUUAUUCUUUUCUUUUUAGUCUUUUUUUUGCGUUUAGCCAAAACUAACCAAUUAGAAGUUGAAAUGUUUGUGGCGGAAAUUAGCCCCACGAGAAAAUCGGUCCAACGACGUCUCGCUUAAUGAUGCAAAAUGAAACUAGGCGUGUGUCCGUGUGGUCAUUUCACUGAGAUUCACGCCCAACACAUGCCAACUUCUGUCCUACUGCCGCAAAAUCAACUUGUCGCGCCUGAUUGCCUCAAAUCACCGUCUUCUUUCUCCAUCCUCUUCUCUUUUUUCUUCAAAUCUGUAGAUUUUAUCACUUGAAAACGUUUUAUGUUUUCUCAUGGGUCCAUUAGACUUGGCGAAAAAAGAUUGUUUUGUUUUGAUCUAUCGCGAUAAAAUGUCACCUCGGCGUGGUGUCCGCCCGCUUUUCUUCAUAUUUUCUGUUAGACGCGAUUCGCGCUUUGGCUUCCUUGUGAUGGUAUGAUUUUUCUCUUCUUUUUUUUGAACUGAUUUUUUUCUAGUUCUCUAUUUAUUUAAACACUUCGUGAUUCUUCAGAAUAAUCCAAACCGCCGUCGGUUCUUAUGGGACCGCCUGGCGGCAAAAAUGAUUUUCGGAUCGGUGUUCAGUCUCACAUCCGCGUUGAUGUGUGUUAAUGGGACGGAUUGCUCGCGUAAGUAAAUUGUAAUGAACUGGAAAAAGAGCUUUGGGGUGUUUUCUUCAAUAUAUUUUGCCAUGAAAUCGGAUUAUAAAGAAGGUGUUUUUAUUUCGGCUCUCAGCUUUUGGAAAAUAACUGAACUACUUUUGAACUUCUUUAUGAGGCUCCAAAAUUUUAAAAAUUUCAGGUUACUGAAAAAAGGUUUUCCAAAUGCCAAAACCCUUUUUACCACAAAAAUUGAGUUUCGUAUGCAUUGGCUUUUGAGGCCUGACUUUGAAAGUUGAUAAAAACCAAAAAAUGAGCUUUUUUGAUACGACCGAACUUUGCAAAACUCAGAAAAAGACGGAGUUCGCUUCUAGACAAAAAUAGGAACGGGGUCUAACUGAAGUCCUCUUCUUUCUAAUGAUAAAUUGCUUUCAGCCGCCACUGGGAACAGCCCUGCAAGACCGCCGCCUAUCAUAGAACAUGGACAUCAGAACCAAACGCUUCCAGUUGGAAGUUCGGCAAUCUUGCCGUGUCAGGUUCGUGAAAAUCGGAACUUCUUUGAAUAUCGAAGAUUAUUCAAGGCCAGCGGAAAGCCAGUCCCAAGAAUAAGUUGGACUCGCGAGAAUGAGCUUCUGGAUAUGAAGGACAACCGCUACAGUCAGCACUCCACAGGAAGCCUGCACAUUGCUGAACUCAGGUCUGUUACUUGAGAGUUUUAAUUGAACGGGAAAUAGAAUAUUCUAAAGCGAAAAAAACCUUAAUUGGGUACUUUUACAGGAAAUCUGAUACGGGAGUCUACACUUGCCGGGCGAAAAAUGAUGAGGGAGAGUCCACGUGGUCUGCGCCGCUUUUUGUGGAAGGUGACUUCGAAAAAUUCAAUUUUCACUGAAUCGAAAAAUAUGAAAAGAGGCCUGAAGCUCAUAAUUAAAAAAAAAUUUCCUCAAGUUUGAAUUUUUGGCAAGCGAUGAAUUCUCUCAAAAAAAUUAACAAACAUCCUUGAAAAAUACGAGAUAAAGUCAAGUGAGUAAUUUUUAGAUCACACCAGCACUGCCGCAAUCAUCCGAAUGCUCGAUCCGUCGCACUUUCCUGGAGCUCCUUCCCAGCCAACAAUUGUGAAUGUCACUGACAAAGAGGUGUGACUGAACUUUUGGCCGUCGUAAUCUAUAGUCAUUUAAUUUUUAGGUUGAACUGGAGUGGAAAGCGCCAAGCAAUACAGGUCCAACACCUAUCGUAGGAUAUUUCAUCCAGUACUACAGUCCUGAUAUCGGACAGGUAAAUUUUGGAAAAUCUGAAAAAAAAUAUAUUGAAGGUUGUGAAAAGAGUUUCAGAAAAGAUAGGUAGGUUCAGAGUAAAAUAGUCAUUAUUUAACAAAAACACAGAAUUUGUGGUUUACCUAAUUUCACAUAAAAUCUGACAUGUUCAUAAAACUCGUGCUUUUCAGACAUGGUACAAUAUACCGGACGUUGUGACCACGACGACUUUCCGCGUGAAAGGCCUGCAGCCGUCGCACUCCUACAUGUUCUUGACCCGGGCCGAGAACGAAAAGGGCAUUGGACCGCCGAGUGUUCCGUCGGCCCUCGUCACCACCAUGGCAAAGCCGCCUGACGGUGGGAUUAGUCUCUUUCAUCUCAUCCGAGUUCUUUAUAUAUUUCAGAUGGCUCCGGAAACCGCGAUGACGUCGAUAUUGAGAGGGCAGCCAAAAGGCUUACUUCCGAGCAACUGAUCAAGCUCGAGGAGGUAAAUCAUCUUGAAAAGAAUAUUUUUGGAGCUUCAGGCCAUAAACUUGAAAUAAUAUAUUUCUAUGAAAGGUUCAUUAAUUCCAUGAGCUUUUUGAGACUCUGCUAGCAUUUAAAUCGGGACUUUAGCAGCCAGUAAAUGUCCAUAAAGUAUGCAAGAAAACUCUUGUGCUAAACAAAGCAAAAACUUUUUUGCUUGAUUUCAACUUUUUGAACUACGAGUUAAAACAAAAUCUGUCUCAGCGAUAAUCGGACCCCUCUUUACAGGUCAAGACAAUCAACUCAACGGCUGUGCGGCUUUUCUGGAAGCGACGCAAAGUCGAGGACCUUGUUGAUGGUUAUUACAUCAAGUGGAGAGGACCUCCGAGAGCUCAAAACGAUCAAUACGUGAACGUCACUGGAGCUGCGACAGAAUCCUACGUCGUCGGCGGACUUUUGCCUUUCAUCAACUACGAGUUCUUCGUGAUUCCUUACCACCGAAGUGUGCAAGGAGCUCCCAGCAACUCAAUGGACGCUUUGACAGCUGAAGCGCGUGAGUAUUUUUUUAUCAGUUUAAAAGUUUUUCUGAAAUCAGCUUUUAUGAAAAAAUGUCAAUUUUCAGCUCCAUCAAUGCCACCAGAGGAUGUACACAUCCGAAUGCUCAAUCUUACAACUCUUCGCAUUUCUUGGAAGGCGCCAAAAAGCUGAAGGAAUCAACGGGAUUCUGAAAGGAUUCCAGGUUAGACCAAAAUAUCAAACAAAAUAUAUAAUAUGUUUUACAGAUCGUGAUCAUGGGAAAGGAUCAGAAGAACAAUAGAAACAUCACGACAAACGAAAGAGCAGCCAGUGUCACCCUGUUUCAUCUCGUUCCCAACAUGGCCUACAAAAUCCGAGUUGCUUCCAGAAGUAACGCCGGUGUUGGCGUUGCUCACGGAACAGACACUAUUGUCAUGAGUAUGUUGGAAAGGAAAAAUCCUUAAUAACUUUUGACUUCAGAUCAAGAGACGCUGGAGAAACAUUUGGCUCAAAAUGAGCCUGAGUCCUUCCUCUUCAGUUUCCUCAACCGUUCAAUGUACCCGGUUGUAAUUCUGGUAGCGCUGAUCCUCAUCAUCAUUGUGAUCAUUGUGGCCUUCUUUGUUCUGCGAAGCACAAGAAAGGCGGACGGCAAGGUUCGUUUUUCAUAAGUUGCAAGAUCAUGUCAACUUCUCUGGAAAGUAUGAUAUAAACUGCAUUUUUCAGGACCACGACUUCAUCAAAAUCAAUGACGGAGGCGUGCACCAGCUGAGUGGAAGCUCAUUCUGGGAUCCAGCCGUCAUGUAUGGCAACAAUGGACACCUCACUUUGAACAACAGGUAACUUUGAGCAUCUGAUGGAUUCUGAAAGCAAAUUUUCUCAGGAACGGAGGUCAUGCUCUUUACUCGCUGACUCCGAACGCCCAAGACUUCUAUGCUCGAGGAGACUACAACGGCACAACGAGAAGUACGCAGGAUCACCAAUAUCACUACGCCCAACUUGUAGGCGGACCAGCCAACCCUCUCUCCACGUUUAAUGGAAACCAGGUGUGUAUGAAGCAUUAUACUUGAAGGAAAAUCACGAAAAAAAAUAAUUAAUUUUUUCCAGUAUCAUGAUGAUCCGUCACCAUACGCCAUGACAACUUUGACAAUGUCAAACCAACAGCCGGCUUGGAUGUCUGAAAGUGCAAUGCAUGGACCGACGAUUCCAACAAAUCCUAUUCCUAAUGCUCCGCCUGCUAGGUAUGACCUGAACUUCCUGAAGAUCAAAAUUGAGGCUUUUUCAUUUUUAAACUCAGCAAUCAGAUCUGACGUUCAAGAAAGAAACUUGUGUCAAUCAAAAAAAAAAAUCAACAGAUAUGCUGAUCACACAACGGGACGACGGUCAAGAUCCAGCAGGACGUCGGACGGCAGAGCGACAAUUAACGGCGGGAUUCACACCAACGGGAGUCAAAGAUCCGACAGCCCUCCUCACACUGAUGUGAGCUACGUUCAGGUACUUUGAUAAGAUAGGAUAGUCAAAAACUCGGUUUUUUUCAUUUUCCUUCUAAGUUAGAAAUAGAUAACAAACACUUGCAUGCAAAAAUUUUGUUUGAACCGUUUUGAGUGUUUUUUCUGUUUAGUUGCACUCCUCUGAUGGCACCAACGGAAGCAUUAAGGACCGUGGACGUCGGACGCCGCCUCGCCAGACCUUGAUGGACUUUAUUCCCCCUCCUCCGUCUGGUCCACCACCACCUAGUAUCUACGACGUUUGUCAAUCCGGAGCUUGAUUUUCCUCAUAAUUAGGGUUUAGGCAGCCUUUCGGAGACAGCUCAACCGGAGCGGCACUCCUCGUGACGACACCUAUGAUUGCGUGACAGAUAACGCCGUUUUUGGAGUGAAUGGUCGUCCGACGAGUCGCAAUCGCACUAAUGGUAGGUUUUUUUCGAUUAGCGGUUGCCAGCGCAGGUGUAACUCGAAACUGCAAAAAUCGUUUUUUAGGUAUCCGCCCGCAGAAAGGGAACCGUGAUGACGACAGCCAGCGAUCUUCCUUAAUGAUGGACGAUGAUGGUAAUUGAUUUUCUCGUUCAAAUUUCUUCAUUCAUAAAGUUUGAAAAAAAGGAAAAUACUCAACUGUUUGUCGUUCUUUUGAAAGAUUCUUGUCUUUUGAAAACUGUCAAACAGUAUUUUUUUUAGGCGCGUCAUCAGAAGCAGACGCUGAAGUGUCUGACACGGACAUGCCAAAAGCGCGAAAGUCCGUUCCCCGUAUGGGCGUCUCCGCCAGUGCUCUCAAUCAAGGGAGCAACACUUCCGGACGCCGAUCUGGUCCUGCUGUGCAGGACUUCGAAGACUCUGGUCGUUCUACUUCCUCUCGUUUCAAAACGGCGCCUCGUGGCCUGAAGCAAGACCAACUGUGA
Messenger RNA from Caenorhabditis auriculariae, 17594 nucleotides. NCBI's taxonomy places the organism in Eukaryota, Metazoa, Nematoda, Chromadorea, Rhabditida, Rhabditidae. The record is from the annotation of a GenBank genome assembly.